This is a messenger RNA of Triplophysa rosa, 1280 nucleotides long. RefSeq names its product mitochondrial genome maintenance exonuclease 1 (gene mgme1). The record is from RefSeq and is a predicted model, not a curated record. Lineage: Eukaryota; Metazoa; Chordata; Actinopteri; Cypriniformes; Nemacheilidae. Gene Ontology annotation, molecular function: single-stranded DNA exodeoxyribonuclease activity. The transcript has 4 exons. Gene Ontology annotation, cellular component: mitochondrion. Bases 72 to 1148 code for a protein of 358 amino acids. Gene Ontology annotation, biological process: mitochondrial DNA replication.
CAAACGGUUCGCUCCCUUUCAAACUGGCAUGUUACAAGCUGUCUGUCUAGUUUUUAUCUAGUAUCCAAGGUAUGAGAUGCAGAAUUAGUAUUAAACAUAACCAUGGAAACGAACAGAUAAAACCGCCACAAAAAGAGUUCACAAUGGAGGUACUGAAACUUUUAAUACAACGCAACACUGUGAGAUCAAUGGGCUUUCGCUCUGGUCAGUUCUCGCCCUUGGAGAGCUUUUCAACCAGCUGUCAAUGGCGAACGCGCAAAAAGGUCAGUCAAUACAGCACAGUGGACACAGAACGAUACUCCUCUCUGGUGCGAACAGUAAUGUCCUCAAAAACCAGUUCUCAGACUUCUGCAAGCAUUGAUGAGGAUAAGGACUAUCAGUUGUACGGUCCAGUUAUAAGAUCCAGACCACCUUCUCAACAGCACAAAGUACCUAAAAACCUGCACCCACUCUUAAAUCACGCCAAAGCUCAUUCGGAGUAUGUGUCGGGACAUUUGGCUCGUGUAAUAUUGCAGAAGGACCCUAGUAAACCAUCUAUAUCCAGUGUGACCCGGAUCUUGCAGAAGACCAUGCCACCUGAGCAAGCCUUUUACCUGGAGAGGUGGAAGAGAAGGAUGAUUGCUAAACUCGGAGAAGACGGGUUUAAAGAAUACAGCUUAAAUAUUUUCAAACAGGGAAAGCUAUUUCAUGCUGCUGUUGAGGAGAGUUUGACGCCAGAAACCUCCCCUAAGGAAGACAUGGAGUGUCCAUCAGAGGUGGCCGGAUGCAUGGAGAGUGUAUCUCAUGUGUUGAAUGAAAUAACAGGAGUGAGAGCUAUUGAGAGUGCUGUGCAUCAUUCAAGAUUGCAGUACCUGGGCAUAGUUGAUUGUGUUGCCCAAUACAGAGAUUCAUUGUGUGUCAUUGAUUGGAAGACCUCGGAAAAGCCGAAACCUUUUCUUCACAAUACCUAUGAUAAUCCUUUGCAAGUAGCUGCAUACAUUGGGGCUUUGAACAGUGACAGCAACUACAGCUACCAGGUAGAAAACGGGUUAAUUGUGGUGGCCUACAAAGAUGGAUCACCAGCACAUGCUCACUUCAUAAACUCUGAGCAGAUUAAGCCAUUUUGGGAGAAAUGGCUCCUUCGACUUGAAGAAUAUGCCGUAAAAUAGGUGACCUUCUACUGAACUAGUAUAACACAACUAGGCAGACGCUUUUGAAUUUUGGAAUAUUUCUACACAGUGUGUAGUUGAAAAUGUUUUUAUUUUUCAUUUAAUAAAAGAAUAAAUACUUUUGUAUUCCAA